CUUGAUUUAGAACAGGAUAAAGUUGAGCAAUGUCUGCUAAAGAUUUGAAAGAAGCUGCAAAAGGUUUGCCAAACAACUGGGAAGUGUUUCAUUCAAAGAAAUCCAAAAGGUUGUAUUAUUAUAACAAUGAAACAAAGAAGACGCAAUGGCAUCAUCCUAGCCUUGGAGAAAGGAAUGUAUGAUGAUGAUGUUUAUUUAUCUUUGAUUUUAAAGUACUAAAACAAUCAAACAUUAAUAUAUCACCCCAUCAUCACCAACAUCAUCACCACCAACAUCAUCAUCACCAACAUCAGUAUCACCAACAUCAUCAUCACCAACAUCAUCACCAACAUCAUCAUCACCAACAUCAUCACCAACAUCAGUAUCAUCAUGAUCACCAUCAUAACCACCAGCAUUGCCACCACCAGUAUUACCAUGACCACCAUCAUAACCAGUACCCCCAGUAUCACCAUGGUCACCACCAUCAUAACCAUCACCUCCAGUAUCACCAUGACCAUCAUACCAGCACCUCCAGUAUCACCAUGGUCACAACCAUCGUAACCACCACCCCAGUAUCACCAUGGCCACUAUCAUAACCACCACCACCCCCCCCCCAGUAUCACCAUCAUAACCACCAUCUCCAGUAUCACCAUUGUCACCACCAUCAUCACCAUCACAACCAUCAUAACCACCACCCCAGAUCACCAUGACCACCAUCAUAACCACCACCCCCAAGUAUCACCAUGACCACCACCAUAACCACCACCCCAGUAUCACCAUGGUCACCACCAUUAUCACCAUCACAACCAUCAUAACCACCACCCCAGUAUCACCAUGGUCACCACCAUUAUCACCAUCACAACCAUCAUAACCACCACCCCAGUAUCACCAUGACCACCAUCAUAACCACCACCCCCAGUGUCACCAUCAUAACCACCACCUCCAGUAUCACCAUGGUCACCACCAUUAUCAUCACCAUCAUCAUCACCAUCAUAACCACAACCCAGUAUCACCAUGACCACUAUCAUCAUUAUUAUCACAGUCAUGAAGCAAAGAAGUUCAAUAAAAACUCUGCUAGGAAAAUUCGACUCUAGGGUUGCCCUCUUGAACUUCCUGCUGAAUUUCACGUCAAAGAAAACGGCGUCGCAACGUUACAAUAGGGUUAAAGUGGAAAAGAGACAUAUUAUUCCUUAUCCAUGUCCAUUUUUUGUUUGUUUAGAAACAUGGUGAGAAAUCCAAGUCUAAGAAACGCAAAGCAUCGGGCGACGAACGAAAUAAAGUUAAACACGAAAAGGGCAAACAGUCAUUCAAGCAGCAAUAUGAAACAAAGCAGGAACAAAUUCCGGUGAAAUUAAAAAAAGACCAAACAAACUGUGAUGCUUCAAAACUGCCUGAAAAACUGUUCUUAAAUGCAUUACCAAAGGCGAAAGCGACAGAGAAACCAUUUUUAAAGGCAUUGCCAAAACUUCCUUCAAAGUCGCAUACGGGAAACUUCGUGGAAAAUACUAAGCGUAGCGCUCACGACCAGAAACCUUACACAGAAAGUGUUAAAAAUAACACGCAGGCAUCUAAACCUUGCAACGAAACCGCUCAAACAAAUACUCGGACAUUUAAUUCGGCUAAAAGUAACCCACAAGCGAAUGAACUUGGCAACCGAGCUGUUAAAGCUGACCUAGAAAUAACUAAUUCUGUCAACCCAAGUGGCAAGACGAAUUCCCAAGCAUUUAAGACUUUAAAGGAACAAAAGGUGCCUGUAUUAUUGAAAAGUAAAUCCCAAAGCGAAGCUAAAAAGAUACCCAAACUUCAACCCUUGUUGCGAACGAAAAGUUUAGGCGAAGGCAGUGACAGCGGGGUUUCAGAGUCCAGUGACAGAAUCUUAGCAUGGCUUGCUGAUACAUCAAGGAUUAAUUUUAAGAACCAUCCUGUACCAACUAUUACUGUUGAAGAAGACAAAGUGUCUAGUAUGAAACAAGCAAAACAAACGUCUGCACGAAUCAUUGGAAAGCAAAAGAGUGAAAGACAAAAGGCAACCAUCAUAGAGCGAGUUGAAACGAAUUCGGGGACUGCUGAGCCAAAAAGCGAUAUUUUGGAUAAAUUAUUGCCCAAACACUCUCAAACGCACGCAAAACAGCGCCAUGCACCCUAUAAAUUAAACUUAACGGACUUAAAACACAACAAAACUAAUUCAAGCCAAAUUGAACUAGAAAAGGGCCUUAGCGGGCAGACUACAGCAAAAGCUACAACAAGUAGCACUACGAAAAUAUCUCCAGCCAAUCAAAAUGGUUUAUCUUCUGAAUUAGCCAAUAGCUUUGCGAGAAAUUUGAGCGGGAAAACUACAGCUGAUCAAAAUAGAUUUUUAGUCUCAGAAACUGCUGCAAGUGAAAACUUAAUUGAAAGUUUGUUCGGUGUUGAUGAUAAUAAUGUUCCUCCAAUUGCUAGUGUUCAAAAUGUUAAUUUACCAAGCGAGAAUAGUUUGCAGAAUGGUCUAGACGAACCACAACAGCUUGUAUCCAGCGCAGUGAUUCAAGGACAUAGCGAAGUGUUUGACAAUGUUCAGCCAGAUGAUGACGUUUUUUCAAUGGAGGAAGGGGUUGGGAGCGAUGUUUCUAUACCAUUAUCUGAAAGUGAGGUUGCAGAUAUGGAGAUUGAUAAUGCAGAAGAGUUGGCUAAAGAAAUUGUACAGGAGGUAUAUCACGAGUGUUUUAUGGUCGAUGAGCUCUCUAUAUAUCUGGAGUAAGAUCUUCAGUCAUUCGGUCUAUGGACUAUGAGAAAAGUGAAGCCAAGAUGGCGGCCAUUGACGUCCAAUAGCUCUGAAGGUCGUAAACGGCUUUUAUACCAAUUCCCAAGCUAAAUCCAGUUUUUUCCAACCGUAUCGCUAACGUAACGUCUCGCUAAUCAAAUUUUCACUUCAUAAAAUCAUACUAUUAGUCUUUAAAUUGAAGUCUAAAUACGAAAUCUCGGCACACUCCUUGGGACGUCACUUCACUUUUUAGGCUCGAGUUAUCGCUCCAGAUAUAUAUUGAGCUCUUCAUGGUAGGUUUCAGUUAGCGUUACAGAGCAGCAGAUACAUGGCGAUCAACUUCAGAAAUUGCUGACAUUUCUAGGAACAAGAAAAUUAAAUUAUACGUCUACACUUUACCUCUUAAUUAUACUUAUAGACAGCUUCCCCCAAUACAAAGCUAUAAAUUAAAUUAAAUAUUAUUUUCUCACUCUGAUAUAAAUGUCGUUCAUCGACAAAUCCAUUUGCGACAUUCUAUUAAAACAUUCCUUUGUGGCUGUUUUACCAGAGAUUAACAUGAGAACAAACGUGCCAUAAACACCCGCUGUUUUUUUUAAACAGCGGGAUUUCAGUCAGAUGCAAAUUGCGAUGAAAGGAAAAGACGUUUGUGAUGCAUACAAAAAAACGUAAGAAAAUAUUGCUUUCAAAAUUAUUAUAUGUUUUUUUAGCUGAAAGAAAUGAGAGGCAGUAUUGUGGUCCAACCUAGUCAGGUAAGCAAUGUUUAGACAGUUUACAGCAUUGUUUACUUCCUCUUUACUCUUUAGACUUUAGUCGUUCAGAUCAUUAACAUUCAUGGAUUUGUAUGCAAUCAUACUACUGGUGCAGCUUCAUGCUCUCUUAUUUGUACAUCAUUUGAAUAUUAAUCGCACUGCACAAACUCGCAACAACACCUUUGUAACUUGUCUUAAAGAUUCACAAGGAUAAUCAAAUGGCGAUGAAAGUUUCAAGCGAUGGUUACGAGGUACGUUUUUACUAAGUUAUCAUUUUUAUACAUUAUGCUGUAUCUUCUAUAUAAGAACGGAAUUGUAACAGUAAUUAACAAUACAAUAACCACAAUCGCACUUUCGUGGUUUAUCAUGAAGAAGCCAUAAUGGUUAUUUCAGAAUACACUAUUGUAGUAACAAUGUUGCAAUUAAGGGCGACAAAACCUUGGUUAAACUAAAUUUCCUUUCAGUUACAACCCUCGUUAUGCAUCGCAAGUAUUAUAAUAUGCAAUGCAGUAUGUGGCUGGAUGUAAAGCUCCUAUGCUAUGCUGCGUCGUUCUGAUUUUACUUACCCACAUGCCAAAUGUAUUCCGGCCCAAACUUAACAGACGUAUAAAAGCUAUCUAUAACGAUGCAAGAUGCACAGAAUUACCAACUAGUCAAAAUCACUCAAAUUUACUUCUAUGCUCGCUGUUUUUAUGUUUUAUGAAAUAAGUUAUGGUCUGGAAUUAACUGUGAAAUGAUUCAACGGUUGUUAUUUUUUGCCUAUCUAUAGGGUGUCUUGUAUAUUGUUCUGGACACAAAUGUAUUACUAUCGCAUUUAAAAUUUGUCACCGAGUUAAAAGACUUUCCUAUCCCAGGUAAUAUUUACGCAACGCUUCAAGCCCUUUCUGUACUUUUGCUUUGUCUCAAAACGACAAUUUUAGUUUGUGCAUGCAUGGAUAAAUUGUGAAAGGCGUUGUAUACUAACUUUACCGAUUUUAAAAUUGUGCUGGUAGGAGUUGGUAUGCCAAUUUUAGUUAUACCGUGGGUUGUAAUACAGGAGUUGGAUUCUCUCAAGGUAAGUAUGAUCUGGUUUGUUUUACAAUGUUUGGUAGAAUUUACAGUAGAAUGUGAACUACCGAUUUAGCGACCAGGGCAGCUGUAUCACAAUUAUUUAUUUUUUUUACUAUGAAAAUUUUUUUUCAUUUAUAUUUUUACCAUGAGAAAAACAAAAAAUCACGAGAGCUUGCAUGUUUAUUCGAUACAAAAUUGUAUGAUUUACUCGUACAUUAUCAUGAAGACGUAUAUAUCAUAUCUAAUUAUGUUUUGCUUGAACAGUAUAAAUGAUUUCGGUUUAUUUCCAGGAGAAUAAAUGGAGAUCUCACGAGAGUGGUGAUAAAGCAACGAGAGUUGAUAUGUUAGCUAGAGUUGCUAUCAAGUUUCUCAACAGUUCAUUUCACAAAUCUGAUCCUCGCGUACGAGGCCAGACAGUAGACGAGGUAGGAUUGGCGGAUUUGUUGGCCAAUUUCCACUCGUCACGAAACUAUGAACAGGUUUUGUGAUGGUUGAUUAUAAUAAAGAAUAAAUUUCUAAAAAAUGAUCACUUUAAUUUCUGACUACUUCCGCCACGGGAUAAUGUUUGCGUUUGUUAUUAGUGCGUGUCUGAGUGGGUGUCAGCAAGUUAAAAAAUAUCAAACGUAGUAAUACGAAACUUUGUGGAACUGAUGAACAUUGGCCAAGGACAAAUUGAUUAAGUUUUGGUUAAAUUUGGAUAAAAAUUGGAUGAGAAAUCAGAAAAGUUUGUCUUGCUUGGCUGGGCAGAGUAAACUGAAUGCGUAAUAGACCUUAGAAGUGCUUAUUAAGCAUCACGUCAUCAGACAUUUGACAUGGACCAAAUGUCUGACAUUAGCCAUGCACUUCUUGAGUACCUUUAAAGUAAUAAUUGUUUUUUUUUGUUCAACAGAAUGUGUUUAGUUGUUUUUCGAUCCGUAUUAAGUCAUUUGAACAGUUGUUGCUACGGUCUUCGAUAAUUUUCCUCAAAACUGUAUGCAAAUGUAUUUUCCAGGCUGCAGAGCAUGUCGGAAAUCUACAACAAGAGAUGAAUGAUGACCAAAUAUUACAAUGUUGUUUGCUGUUUCAUCAAAGAGGUUAGGAAAUAUAAACAUCAUUCAACCUGUAUGUUUGCAUGGCGAUGAAACAUAUAAUAGUUUUGUUUGUGGAAACACCACGUAAAUUUAUUACUGCAAAGCUUUCGAUCCGUAAGCCCGGAUCUUCAUCAGUGCUAAUAAUAUGUAUUAUUAGCAUAUUAUUAGCACUGAUGAAGAUCCGGGCUUACGGAUCGAAAGCUUUGCAGUAAUAAAUUUACGUGGUGUUCCACAAACAAAACUAUUAUAUCAGAAAAUACUGUUAGUUCUUUCCAUAUCUAGUGGCCUUGCACGCUAAUAAAUGGGGUAGACCUUAUGCAUAAUGACGUCACAAGGCUAGAUGCCCGCGAGGAAUGCUGGUCUUAGUAGACAUCGCCCGGGAAAAUUAAACAAUUCAAAAUGGCCACUAUCGAAAUUUUCCCGGUCGAUGACUACUAAGAUCAGCAUUCCUCGCGGGCAUCAAGCCUUGUGACGUCAUUAUGCAUAAGGUCUAUCGAGAGAUUUAGUUUAAGAUGGUUUAAUUCUCUUGUUCCUAUAAAUUAUUUCCGGCGCCAACCCUGUGGUAUAAAUUCUAACCCUUUUAUUUUAUAAUCUUAAUUGUUCUGUACCAGUGUAGGUAGUGGCAAUAUAAAUAACAAGCUUUCGUUGAUAGGGAUACGACUAGCUGAAAAUAUAAGGAGAACUUCAAGAAGAAACUCCUUGUAUUUUUCACGUAGUUGUAUCCCUACCAACGAAAGUUUUGUCUUUAUCUUCACAGCUCAAAAUGGCAGUUGUGUGUUAUUUUCAAAUGAUGUCAACUUGUGCAAUAAAGCGAUGGUGAAUGGGAUAAAGGCUUUUAAUCACGAGGUCAGAAUUUUGAGUUUGAUGAAAUAAUACUCCACUAAUCACUAUACAUUCGGAGACCUCUCGCAUUAACUGUGGUAUUGCAGACACCAAAGGGACGAAGUGUCGGUAUUGGAGAAAUAUCCGUUGAGUUUACUAGGAUUUUACUCAAUGAUUUCUACUCAACUUUUUUUAGAAAUUACUUCCAGGGUUGAAAGAUUUAUUUCAGUGUGGGGCGAUGGUGAAACAACAUAGUGAAGGUAUGGUGUACACUUGGAUAACCAGAUGAACUGCAGGGGCGGGUUGUACGAAGGUCGGAUAGCGCUAUCCACCGGAUAGGUUUUUUUUUCAACUUUUGAAAAAAUGCUUGAGAACUGUGAAACCACGGAUAUAGACGACAUAAGAAGUAUAAAAAACAUGUAACUUAUAAAUAAAAUACUAAACUUUAAUACGAAUUACACCAAUCAACGACUGAUUUAACAAAGAUUGAAAAAAAAAUCGCUAUCCGGUUUUCGUACAACCGGCCCCUAGAGCUCGGCUGAGGUGACAUUAUAAUCAGAUAACUGCAUUCUACAGGAAUUGAACCCUUUCUCAAAACGCAAUAACUUUAUUUAGAAUACAACACUCAACUUGUCAUUGAAGAAGAUCAAGCUCGUCGUCGCCAGAAGGUGAGCAUAUAUAUUCCAGGGAGAACAGUGUAGAACUGAUAGAGCUAUAUCCAAUAUAAAUAAACUUAGUUUAGGUUUCCUCCUGCAGUAACACUGGAUGAAUAAGAGAUGAUCCUUACUGGACCUCUAGGGAGAACAGUUUAGAACUAAUAGAGCUAUCCAGUAUAAAUAAAGUUAGUUUAGGUUUCCUCCUGUAGUGAUCCUUACUGGACCUCUAGGAAGAACAGGUUGGUACUGAUAGAACUACAUUGUAUCAGUAAAAAUAUUGUUGUUCUAGGCUGAUGAUAUCUUGUGUGAGCUGCAGAUUAUUUUACGUGAAGGUUUAUCUUACAUCAUUGAAAAUGAGAUGAAGAAAGCGUACGAUGAUUUGUGGUAA
Molecule: messenger RNA, 7454 nt
Organism: Paramuricea clavata
Lineage: Eukaryota; Metazoa; Cnidaria; Anthozoa; Malacalcyonacea; Plexauridae
Source: the annotation of a GenBank genome assembly